Molecule: messenger RNA, 2922 nt
Organism: Yamadazyma tenuis ATCC 10573
Lineage: Eukaryota; Fungi; Ascomycota; Pichiomycetes; Serinales; Debaryomycetaceae
Source: RefSeq, a predicted model, not a curated record
AUCUCAAAUUAAUAUUUCAACCGACCCACUUUUUUGAAUCCACAAAAAACACCCGCCACCAUGUCCAGCUACGAUAAAUAUGCCACCCCGUUGUCCUCGCGUUAUGCCAGUGACGAGAUGUCUAGCGUCUUCUCCUUAAGAAACAGAUUCUCCACCUGGAGAAAGUUGUGGUACAAUUUGGCCAUUGCUGAGCAGCAGGUUGGUUUGAAGGUCAUCACCGACGAGGCCAUUGAACAAAUGAAAAACCACCUUGAAAUUACCGACGAAGAGAUCGAUAGGGCCACCAAAGAAGAGGCCAUUGUUAGACACGAUGUUAUGGCCCAUGUCCAUGUGUUUGGUGAAGUAUGCCCCAAGGCUGCCGGCAUUAUCCAUUUGGGAGCCACUUCGUGUUUUGUCACCGACAACGCCGACUUGAUCUUCUUGAGAGACGCCUAUGACAUAUUGAUCCCCAAGUUGGUCAAUGUCAUUGACAGGUUAUCCCAGUUCGCCUUGGAGCAUAAGGAUUUACCAGUGUUGGGAUGGACCCAUUUUCAACCAGCCCAGUUGACCACCGUGGGCAAGAGAGCCUGUUUGUGGAUCCAAGAGUUGUUGUGGGACUUGAGAAACAUGGAAAGAGCCAGAAAUGACCUUGGGUUAAGAGGUGUGAAGGGUACUACUGGAACCCAGGCUUCAUUCUUGUCAUUAUUCCACGGGGACCACGAUAAGGUCGAAUUGUUGGACGAGACCGUCGUCAAGUUGUUGGGUUUCGAACACGUCUACCCCGUGACCGGCCAAACCUACUCCAGAAAAAUCGACAUCGAUGUGUUGUCUCCAUUGGCUUCUUUUGCAGCCACCGCUCACAAGUUUGCAACCGACAUCAGAUUGUUGGCCAACUUGAAGGAAGUCGAAGAACCAUUUGAAAAGUCUCAAAUCGGAUCUUCUGCCAUGGCUUAUAAGAGAAACCCAAUGAGAUGUGAAAGAGUGUGUUCUUUGGCCAGACACUUGGGUUCGUUGAUGAACGAUGCGGUUCAAACGGCUUCGGUUCAAUGGUUUGAAAGAACCUUGGAUGACUCUGCCAUCAGAAGAAUCUCCUUGCCUUCUGCGUUCUUGACGGCCGACAUCUUAUUGUCCACCAUGAACAAUAUUACCAGUGGAUUGGUGGUGUACCCAAAGGUUAUUGAAAGAAGAAUCAACAGCGAGUUGCCAUUCAUGGCCACCGAAAAUAUCAUCAUGGCUAUGGUUGAAAAGGGUGGUUCCAGACAAGACUGCCACGAAGAAAUCAGAGUGUUGAGUCACCAAGCCUCUGCUGUGGUUAAACAGCAAGGUGGUGAUAAUGAUUUGAUCGAAAGAGUGAAAAACACAAAGUAUUUUGAACCAAUCUGGAACGAUUUGGGUAAGUUGUUGGACCCAUCGACGUUUGUGGGUAGAGCUCCUCAACAAACCGAAAAGUUCAUCAAGAACGACGUUGCCCAGGCGUUAGCCCCAUAUGGCCAUGUUAUCAACAGAGCUCCAGUUCACUUAAGCGUAUAGUUUUUCUCUCUCAAAUAUUUAAUAAAAAUGAAUCUAUGAACAAUAAUGUACAACCCUUUCGUAAUAGUCGUUAAAACCAAAUCCACGUCUAUCUUGGAGAACCAUGGACUCGAUUUGGAGAGACAUUUGCGCUUGCACGCAACAAGUCUUCCUCUGCGAAUGAUUCUGUAGCCUCUACGAGUACAUCGAGAGGAUUUCUCUCAUGCAACUCAGGAAGUGAUAAACUCAGGCUCAUGCCAUCAGCCGCUUUAGUUCUACUUGAGUGGAGUGGAGGCAACAAUAUUUUUGAUCGAGAGCUUUUAAUUGAAAACGACCCAAAUUUUGCAGCCACCAAAGGCUCUUGUACCACCAUACUCUGUUCCUUUAGUUGUCUCACAAGGUUCUGGACAAUCUCGAGCGUCUCAGAAUACUCAAACGCACAGUACACAUUCUUGUAAAAGGGAAGUUUAAUGUCGACUACUCCAUUGAUCAUAUCCCGCUCAAACAUCCGCUGAUCGACGUACAAACAGCUAUCAGCACAUCCGGGGACCAAGUAUAUCUUCAUGUCACUCUUAUAACGAGGCCUGGCAACCACCUUCUUGAUGAAGAUAUUGGAAGGCACAUCGUCCACUGUUCCAAUCGAAUGGGUAAGCUCAUCAGAGAACUCUUCGUCGUCAAUCAAGUUCAAUUCUCCCGGUUUAGCAGUCUCAAUCUUCAAAAGGACCAGCCCAUCGGAGUCUUUAACAGUAGACCGGGUGACUCUAACCAACGUAUAUUCAUUCACACCAAAUAACGUGUGGACGGCCGUGUCCAAUGAGUUGAACGUAGCCAAUGGGUGGCCUUUGCUGGAGCGAGGCCGGUCUUUACUGGAUGCUUGGGUGAACGUCUUCAACACUUUAUUUGAAAAGACCGACAAGUCUACCAAGUUGUUAUCGAUGAGCUGCACCGGCUUUGCCUGCAAGCGAACAUCUGCCAAGUGCUCAGUAUUGUUGAUGAUCAGGGCCUGGGUUUCACCCGGUUCAUUGGAGUGGUACACCAGCAAAGUCUGUUUGCGGUUUGCGUGCGGAGUCAACCAAUUGUACAAAACUAACAAGUUGGGAGCCAACGUCAACUUGAUCCUCAAUCCCGCCUCAAGUGACUUCAUGUGAAGCUUCGAGCCGUGGGUGGUCAGGUCUUUGGACGUUGAUUUUCGCCGAACCGAUAUUUGCACCAACUCCUUUGCAAGGAGCCGUUUGUUGAGAAUGGCUUUGGGAACAACCGACAGCCUCUUCAACAGGUGGAAUCGCAGACCGUCUUUGGAGCGUUGGGCCAUUUCCUUUUCGAUGUUGUGCUCGACUUUAUCAGCCACUCCAAUCUCAGGUUCUAUGUCCAACUUGGAGAAAUCGGGCCCAUCGGCACCGGACAGCACCGACGUUCUGGAGCUGCUGGCAGUGU